Messenger RNA from Austrofundulus limnaeus, 1188 nucleotides. It is a transcript of the gene kcnk20, whose product is annotated as potassium channel subfamily K member 13. Gene Ontology annotation, molecular function: outward rectifier potassium channel activity; potassium ion leak channel activity. Gene Ontology annotation, biological process: potassium ion transmembrane transport; stabilization of membrane potential. The record is from RefSeq and is a predicted model, not a curated record. Bases 64 to 1092 code for a protein of 342 amino acids. Lineage: Eukaryota; Metazoa; Chordata; Actinopteri; Cyprinodontiformes; Rivulidae. The transcript has 2 exons. Gene Ontology annotation, cellular component: plasma membrane.
GUAAAUAAAACCAGUUUGACAUUUAUUAUUGCAACCCAGUUCAUUUUUCUGCAGCUUUUACAAAUGACAGCAGCAACAGAUUGUUCAUGGCGCUGUCCAUCUUUGAUCCUCAGCAGAGAAACAGCACGUUUCUGUCUGCUUUGUGCGCUCUUUGUUCUCUACAUGCUGGCUGGUGCUGCUGUGUUUUCUUCCUUGGAGCGGCCCGCAGAGCUGAAGGCUCACCGGCUCUGGAAAAUGAGAAUGAGGACCUUUAGUAAGGAGAAUAAUAUUAGUCAGGAGGAGCUGAGAUCUCUGUUGCAUCACUAUGACGAGGCCAGAGCUGCAGGCGUGCACUCAGAGAGAGGCAGAGCUCUGUGGGAUUUUCCUGGAGCAUUCUACUUUGUGGGAACUGUGGUCUCCACUAUCGGUUUCGGAGUAACGGCACCGUCCACCYGAGCAGGGAGGGCUCUGCUUGUGUUCUACGGGUUGUUGGGCUGCUCGGCUUCAAUGCUCUUCAUCAAUCUCUUCCUGGAGAGGCUCCUAACAGCCAUCAGCCUCUUUAUGUUCUGGUGCCACACAAGAAGCGGUGGACAAACUGACCUAGAAGAUGGAACCAGCGAAGACAACACAAGUGAUGACUGGAGACCAUCCGUUUACCAAAUCACACUCCUUCUUCUUCUGGUGGUUGUGGUGGUUGCGUGCGGCGCUGCAUCCCUGUACUCUGCCAUGGAGGGGUGGACUUACCUGGAGUCGCUCUAUUUCUGCUUUGUAGCGUUCAGCACAGUGGGUUUUGGGGACUUUGUGAGCAGUCAGAAGAAGCACCACGAGGACAUCCAGGUCUAUCAGAUGUCCAACUGUCUCCUGAUGCUGCUGGGAGUCUGCUGCACGUACUCUCUGUUUAACGCCAUCUCCGUGAUCAUCAAGAAGGGGCUUAACUGGACCCUGAGCGCUGUGAAUUGUAUCGCACUCAAGAGGAUCCAAACCAGAACUUUAUUUGAACCCUGUCUUUCUGAUUCUGAACCACAAAUACGUUUCUGGGAAAUGGACUUUUUGAAGGAACAGAUGCUGGGAACAGCUGCUACUUCAAACCAAAACCCACCAGACUGCUGCUGAAGUACUGUCUGCAAAACAAGAACAAGACAAUUAUUUAACCACUGAAACCACUGCCUAAUUGGUUGAAGUAAGACAUUUCUGAAGUUACCAUCAAAG